AUGGCUCCCCCGCGCCAGCGGACGACCGCUGUCGUGGACGACUCUCGUUCCGAGGCUUCCAGCGGGACCAGAGAAAAGACGACAACAGGCAAGGGUCGCAAGGCGGCUAAUGGCUCGUUGGCUGGGAAUUCAGCCUCAAAUCGUGAGAACAAGGCUGCGGCCAAUGCGACCAGUGUGACCAGUGCCCCCGCUGGUCAGGGUGAACCAUCUGAAGAUUUACCCAAGAUUGCCUGGUCCGACAUGCCUAAUGAUCUCCUCCAUUCAUACCGACACGCCUACCGAUUGCCCGCCCCGAGCGCCUUUUCUACCGAAUACUCCCACCUCCUCCUAUCCAAGGGAAUCGGUCUACGAUCGCCUACAUCUAUCGCUGCGCAGCGUGCCCAACUAUCUCAACAGAAUCAAGAAACGAACGGCUCUCGUCCCUUGUCCGCCGCGAAAAAAACUUCGGCCAGCACGAAUGGCGUCAGCGGCAAAGGCUUAUCCGGCGGCCCCCAUAACCAUCAUCGAAAAGCCGCUGGCAGGUCAGCGGAGAAGAACUCCUUGAAUCACAUCCAUGGCCAGGGACGCGUGGGCAAGAAUCAACUUGCCAUGGCUGUCCGCAGACAUUUCAAUGAUGCCAUUAUCCCUGAGCAGGAGGCUAUCGCUCGGUUUCUAUACAAGGUUCGCGAAGAAGGAAGAGGACGACAAUUCCGAUUGAGGUUUCAACCUUAG
Molecule: messenger RNA, 711 nt
Organism: Aspergillus wentii DTO 134E9
Lineage: Eukaryota; Fungi; Ascomycota; Eurotiomycetes; Eurotiales; Aspergillaceae
Exons: 2
Coding region: 1-711 (236 amino acids)
Biological process (GO): regulation of DNA-templated transcription
Cellular component (GO): histone deacetylase complex
Molecular function (GO): protein binding; transcription coregulator activity
Source: RefSeq, a predicted model, not a curated record